Messenger RNA from Cyprinus carpio (common carp), 3386 nucleotides. RefSeq names its product GA-binding protein subunit beta-2-like. The record is from RefSeq and is a predicted model, not a curated record. Gene Ontology annotation, molecular function: protein binding; transcription cis-regulatory region binding. Lineage: Eukaryota; Metazoa; Chordata; Actinopteri; Cypriniformes; Cyprinidae. Gene Ontology annotation, cellular component: cytoplasm; nucleus. Gene Ontology annotation, biological process: positive regulation of transcription by RNA polymerase II.
AAUAUUUGUAUUUCCGGUACCGUUCGUGCGCCAUCUUUGACGACAAAAAAAACCCCAUCUAUGUUAUUUUUGUUUUCAAAAAGUAUCGAAAAGUAUGAUAGAACACUAAAUCGCAUUAAAUAGCCGAAGCAUACGUCUGGUCUUCACCGUAUCUAACGUGUUAUAAUACAGUAAAAGUCUCCGGGAAACAUUUGUGGCGAGAUGUCACUUGUGGAUUUGGGAAAGCGUUUGUUGGAGGCAGCACGCAAAGGACAGGAUGAUGAAGUGAGGUCACUUAUGGCCAAUGGAGCUCCUUUUACUACAGACUGGCUGGGAACCUCACCACUUCAUUUAGCAGCGCAAUACGGGCACUACUCCACUGCUGAGGUGCUUCUCCGCGCCGGCGUGAGUAGAGAUGCCCGCACUAAAGUGGAUCGGACCCCCCUCCACAUGGCUGCGGCAGAGGGCCACUCAAGCAUUGUUGAGCUAUUGGUCAAGAGUGGAGCAGACAUCAAUGCCAAAGACAUGCUGAAAAUGACCGCCCUGCACUGGGCUACAGAACAUGGGCACAAGGGAGUCGUGGAGCUGUUGAUCAAAUACGGCGCUGAUACUCAUGCCCUCAGCAAGUUUGACAAGACGCCUUUUAACAUUGCAGUGGACCGAGGAAACACUGAGCUGAUGCUAUUGUUACAGGAGGGAAUGCAGAACCAAGUGAACAUGAAUCCAGAGAGGACUAUCCUAGGCGGCACAUCACCCGCCACAGCCAGCCCUCAGUUCAUCAUCUCUUCCUCUGGAGUCGUCAAUCUCUCUGAUAUUGUUCUCACUAAUGCUAAGGCUAACACAGCAGGAGCUGCAGAGAGUGUGAUUGCUGCUGAUUCGGUAGAUUCUGCCAUCCAGCAUCUUGUAGGGGAGGAUGGCCAGAGAGUCAUCACCAUAGUAACCGACCAACAGGGAAACCUGCAGUCUGGCAACUUGGGACAGAAAUUCUUUGUCACAAUGCAGGGGCAGCAAAUGGUUGCAGUGCCAGCGGGUCAGAUUGCAGAAGAAAUCAUAACAGAGGACACCAAACCAGUCCCAACACGGAAGCGGAAAUUUGAAUCAACCGUCAACCACACAGAUGUCAAACAUAAGGAGCCCACUGAGAAGGACAGUCGGGAACUACUGGAACAGCAGCUAAAAGAAGCAAACAGAAAAGCCCAGGAGUACAGACAGCAGUUACUAAGAAAGGAACAGGAAGCUGAGCAGUACAGGCUUAAACUAGAGGCCAUUGCCAACGGGCAGACCAAUGGCACCAGCACAGAGCCCCAAGAGGAAGUGGUGCUCCAGGAAGAGGAAGAGGAGGAGGUGGUUGGCGAAGAGGAAGUUGUCAUGUUGCCAGAAGGGGCCAUCAUCAUUAAAGAGGAGCCCCUUGACUCAACAGCAGGAGAAACAGUAACGCUAGUAGAGGCUGCAGACAUUACAGCCACCUCAGAGAGCACGCCAUAGCAGCAAACACUCAGGAAUUACAUACACUCUAAUCUGUGUGCCUGGAGUGUGACAUUGUAUUUAUUUAUUGUAAAUCAUAACCUUUUGUUUUUAUACUUUUUUCCUCAUUGCAUUCAGUUUCUGUACAAACCUCUACAAAGAUGUAGCAUGAGUUAUAUUUAGGUGGCUACAACAAUGCUGAGUUGCUCAGAUUGACUAAAUAGGAAGACCAGACGUGUCUUUUUAAUAUACAGCAGUGCAAGUUAUGGAAGUUUUAGUAAUAAUGCUUUUUAAUCAAGCCCUGUUAUCCACCACUAAUGCAUACUGUACUAUUAGUAACCACAAUAUUGUGCUUAAAAGAAUGUUCUCGGUACACACAAUUUUUGACUCGUUCUUUAAGUUUAUAUAUAUAUAUAUAUAUAGAUCUAUAGAUUUAUAUAUAUAUAUAUAUAUAGAUCUAUAGAUCCAAUAUUUUUGUAAAAUCACCUGCAUUAAUGAAUCAGUAUGAAAUGUUUUAUUUGAGAUGCAAAAUCGAAGAUUAAAAGAUAUUCAAGGUCAGUGAACCAUGAAAAUAUUGUGCAAAAAUGACUGGGUUUACUAGCUGAAUGUUUAUUGCCUGGUGCAGUGUUGUGAAUUACUAUAACCACGAUUUUUCUUAAAAAAAAAAAAAAACUUAAGGUCAAGUCAAAAUUGUAAUUGCAAAUGCAAUUGGUAGAGCUUACCUUGAACUUGGAACAUUCCUAAAAUAGUGACAUAACACAUUUAGAAUGAAGGUUAACAAUAGAUUAUAUAACGAACAAUACUAGACAUUAUUCAAGUAAGACGACUUGCGUUAUGGCUUUGUGUAACACUGACCUGCUACUAUAGUGUGAGGCAUGUCUUAUUGAUGCAGUCGGCAUUGGGUGGUGUGAUAAUCCAUAGCUAGCUAUGUAUUUACUUAGUAACAGACUCCCAUGUAUUAUAAUACUUUUAGCUGUUUAAAAAGAUAAUUUACUACUUUCAGAGUUCAAUGGUUGUAUCACUUUUUUUCUUUUCUUUUUUCUUUUUUUAUCUUACAUCAUUUCCUUUGUUCUGUUCAACACUAAAUCACGAUUUGCAUUUCAGUGUUUCGUGCUCUAAAAAAUAUGCAACAUGUCUUUGCUUGCACUUCAUGGUCUGGUCCAUGUGCCUGUUUUGACUUUCCCUGUAAAUUUCCCCAGCUGCUUUCUUUAUAAAUGUUAGCAGCUUUUACAGUCAGUCCUUAAGUGAAGUUAUAUCAUCAGUUGUGUUCAUUCUUUGUAUAUCAAGGUUUAAAAUGUUCUAUAGAUUUUCUUAUAGAAAAAUUGUUUUGCAUUAUCUUUGACAUGUUUUCCAGGUACACAGCUGAUGAGUAACAUUCCAUGAAUUGAAUUUCAAGGGCUUGCAUUAAAAUUAUUGUGCAAAACUUAUUUUCGCUCUGUACAUAUGCAAAUUUCCAGUUUUCUUCUAUCGAAACCCAUGAUUAUUAGGAUCUUGGAGGACAUUAUACUAUUUAUUGAAUGAUGGGAGAUUCAUUUGGUCUAGACGAUGUUUUUCCCGUAUUUUUCUUGCAUUUUAUGCAUUUAGGAUUUCUGUUGUAUAGGAUUUCAUCAACUGUGCUUUAUAGGUAAAACAUUGAUAAUCUGUUGAAAUUAGUUUUAGGCCUAAAGCAAGUUAUGUUUACACUUUUAUUUUGUUGUAAAGUUUGACGAGCAAAAUUACUUGUAUUUCAAUGUGUGUUGGAAGCAAAUGCUUAGAGUUCUAACUAAAAGCAGACCCAAGCACAUGAUACAUAACAAAGAUCAACAGUUUGUUCCUGAGUUUUCUUGUUUGUAUAUUUUUACAUAUAUAUUUUUGUAAUGAAACACUAUCUGGGCCUGUCUUUAGUGCACUUGCAGCUACAUUUUUAUCUCUGAUCAAAAUAAAUAUUUUUAAGGUUUGGUAUA